UUUGAAAAGUGUUAUGGACUGGGGCUUAAAAAUGAAUCAAAACCCAAAAUCAAUCGCCCAGUUGGCGAUCGUCCUCGCGAGUGUCGUCCUGUUGGCUAGUCGACCGGUUGAAAGUGCGGCCACAGGCCCCGGAAAAUCGUCCGGAUCGUCUUCCCUAUCGUCGUCGACGGAUUCGCCCAAGGAUCUAAACUCGGCCGGAAACUUUUGGAAUCCCGUAACUCCACCUCAGGCCGAGUACUAUCACGAUCGGUACAGCAGCCUGCACAGGCCGGAUCGAGAUAGGACCGAUUUUGUGACGACUUCGUUCGGAAAUAGCUACGAUAGCAAAUAUGGCGGGGGUUCGUCAUCGCUUUACGGCAGCAAAGAUCGUGUUGGGUUCAGUCCCUUUAGCUCUGGAGGUUCCUAUUACAGUUCAGGAGGUGUUUUUGAUCGAAAACAACCGCCCUAUGGACCAGCAACCCCCAUAGACUACCCACCAACCUAUGCCCAUGAGUACGACACCCAUUACGACUAUCAGCCCCAUGGGCACGGUUACAGCAUAGGACACUCGCACAGUGGAAAGGACAUUGCAAAAUCUGUACUUAUUCCACUGGCCGGUGCAGCUCUACUCGGUAUUGCCGCAGCUCUGGUGGCCAAUCCAGUUCUCCUCCAUCUGGGUGCCGUCGGGUUGGGCAAACGGAAACGGCGAGAUGUGUCGUCUUCUGAUGCACACCAUUUGGCAUAUCGAGCGCAGAUUGUGAAACCAACACUAUGAAUUGGAUUACUUCCCACGAUCCCACCACUCAAAUAAUGCAUCAUUAUUCGCCGCCCAGGACUCAUUUCGAUAUCUAUUAUUUCUGCAGUAGCUUUUUUCUACCAUCGUUACCUCGUUCGGCUGUACGGGAUGUAUAAUAUUUAUUAAGAUAUUGAAACGUCCCUUUGAGAUGUCAAAGUGCUAUUAAAGUAGAAUUUAUGUAUGUUAUUAGUUUAAGCCUUAAUAUAGGUCCC
Molecule: messenger RNA, 987 nt
Organism: Uranotaenia lowii
Lineage: Eukaryota; Metazoa; Arthropoda; Insecta; Diptera; Culicidae
Exons: 3
Coding region: 14-754 (246 amino acids)
Source: RefSeq, a predicted model, not a curated record